AUGUUGCAUCAGGUGAAGAACGACUGAACGAGAGACGAUGAGUGUGAUUGGAAGCAAGAGCUGUAUUUUCCCGGUGACUAGAUGUUCCCGAGAAAAUGAGAAAUCUUCUUGCUUCACUUCUUCUAUCAAGAAAUCUUCGUUUGAUCUGAGAUUUCCCAGAAGUAUGACGGGAGUUUACUGCAAAGUCUCUGGAGAAAGCUCAGGAGCUAAUGGGGUUUCUCUUAGCUCCAAGAACAAAAUGGAGGAUUACAAUACAGCUAUGAAGAGAUUGAUGAGAAGCCCUUAUGAGUAUCAUCAUGAUCUCGGUAUGAACUAUACAUUGAUAAGAGACGAACUGAUUGUUGGGUCGCAGCCACAGAAACCUGAGGACAUAGAUCACUUGAAGCAGGAAGAGAAUGUUGCUUACAUACUUAACUUGCAGCAGGACAAGGACAUUGACUAUUGGGGAAUCGAUCUAGACUCCAUUGUUAGACGGUGUAAGGAGCUCGGAAUCCGUCACAUGAGAAGGCCUGCUAAAGACUUCGAUCCGCUUUCGUUGAGAAGCCAACUUCCAAAAGCUGUUUCUUCUUUGGAAUGGGCGGUUUCAGAAGGUAAAGGAAGAGUCUACGUGCAUUGCUCAGCCGGAUUGGGAAGAGCUCCAGGGGUUUCGAUUGCUUAUAUGUAUUGGUUUUGCAACAUGAAUCUUAACACGGCUUAUGACACAUUGGUAUCGAAGCGUCCAUGCGGGCCUAACAAAGGAGCCAUCCGCGGCGCAACAUACGAUCUUGCCAAGAACGACCCUUGGAAAGAGCCAUUUGAGAGUCUCCCUGAGAAUGCAUUCGAGGACGUUGCAGAUUGGGAAAGGAAAUUGAUUCAAGAACGUGUUCAGGCCCUCCGUGGAACCUGAGAAUCAGUAGAGCUUAUAUGUAUUUAUUGUAUCAAAUAAAAGAAAUCUCGACUUUUUGUAUAUUCUAAAUAAAUCUACCGAUGGUGACGAAACCUUUUAAGCAAGAAACCUUGUUGUCAUGAACUGUAUGAUUCUUAUUACCAAGGUCUUACUAACA
Capsella rubella is the source of this 1043-nucleotide messenger RNA. Its product is annotated as phosphoglucan phosphatase LSF2, chloroplastic. Gene Ontology annotation, biological process: starch catabolic process; protein dephosphorylation. Gene Ontology annotation, molecular function: starch binding; carbohydrate phosphatase activity; protein tyrosine/serine/threonine phosphatase activity. Gene Ontology annotation, cellular component: chloroplast. The transcript is spliced from 4 exons. The record is from RefSeq and is a predicted model, not a curated record. The coding region runs from base 38 to 886 and encodes 282 amino acids. Lineage: Eukaryota; Viridiplantae; Streptophyta; Magnoliopsida; Brassicales; Brassicaceae.